Molecule: messenger RNA, 2851 nt
Organism: Bombyx mandarina (wild silkworm)
Lineage: Eukaryota; Metazoa; Arthropoda; Insecta; Lepidoptera; Bombycidae
Cellular component (GO): plasma membrane
Source: RefSeq, a predicted model, not a curated record
AGCCAGGGUGCGCACGCUCCUCGACGCGUCAGUAUCGCUCACUCCACAUCACAAUAUACAACUGCAUAUUCAUAUUUUUCUCGCGGAAUUGCACGUGGAUUCACGCGUGCCUCUCGAGUAACGUUGAGCGAACGAACAUUAAAAAAUUGUUUUAUUCAAUGAACGUUUAAAACACUUCGUAAUUAAAAAUAGUGUGACAUAAAUAACAUGAUUUGUGACAGUUAACCAGUGUUUAACAUACGAAUUGGGCAGCAGCGACAUCGCAUAUACGUAAUGAUAGGAGAUAGUAGCUGUCGGCAUCGGACGAGUAGGUCGCAACAAUGGAGCAUAUUAGGUCGUGCUGGUUCCGACGCAUCCAAUUGAAAGGAAAAUUGCUGUAGCGCGUACCCGGCAUGCCACCUAAGCCUCGCACCGGCGUGUUAGGAGCCCUUCAAAGAGUGGCACGGCCACUUCUGUGACUAGUUCGAACUCUCGCACACGGCACGGGAGGCGGAUUAGGAGUGGGGCGCGGCGCGUGGCGGCGGCGCGUGCGCGGGCGGCGCCAUGACGCGGCGCCCGCCAGCAUGACGCUGCCGCCGCCCGCGCGCCCCGCGCAUCCCGCCGCGCAUCGCGCAAUGCGCUAUUACCGCAUCUGGAUCUACGCCUGCAACGGCGCGCUGCUGCUCGGGGCGUUAGCUUUCUGUGCGGCGGCGGGUCGCGCGCUCUCUGAUUACCGUCGGGCACUAGUACCUGGACUCGGUAUCGCUCAACCCGGCUUUCUCUACGGGUACGCAGCCCUUCCAGUUCAAGCGGGACUCUUGCAGCUUCUGGGUUGCCUUGCGGCUUUACGCCUCUCGGAACGUAUGCUCAACGCUUAUUGGCUAGCUCUACUGGCCUUGCUGGUAGGUGACGCAGCCAUCGGUGUAUAUUGGGCUUUUCGUUUCGAGCGUGUUUGUCGUGAGCUUCGACCGCAACUGCGACUUCGCCUCGCGAGAGAUUACGAUACAGACGUGGACUUUGCAGAAGCCUGGGAUCGGUUGCAAAGAGAGCAGCGUUGUUGCGGUGUUACGGGUCCUUCUGAUUUUGCGACCUUCAACAAGACCACGCUUCCGGCAAGUUGCUGCCGUAUUCCUGCACAUACCCCGGCCGUGACACCGACAUUACUAGCUGUUACCUCCGCAACUUCGCCAGGGCCGUUCACUCCCGUUCAUUGCGCCCCGCACACGGCAGCUUGUGCCGAGAGGCUGUUGGUUUGGCUCCGCAGAACGGCGGAUGCAUUGUUCGUUUUAGGAUAUUGUGUAAUUGCGUUCUUGAAACUGUGUUUCCUAGGCAUCCUUCGAUACGAAAUAAAAGAAAUGAUCCAAAAAAUUAGGAUAUUGAGAAGCGAACUUGGGGCGGGCGAACUUCUCGACGGUAGUCCGAUGCACGGUGGACCUUUAUCUCAGACAAUCAUUGUGAACGCAGUGAAUGUGAACGGUGGCGUCAGAGCACACGGGGGUAGCCCGGAGCGUGCGGGAGAACGUGACGCUCUUUUGGGAAGAGCUUCAGAAGCGUGCUCUCGGCGCAGUACGCACGAUGAGCCUUUAGGACCCAAAACAAUAAACGGUAAUAAUAAUUGUGAGAUGCGUGAAUUGGCCCGUGGAGAAUAUCGACCUCUCGCUGCGGACAGUGCGGCGACUCGAAUCUGACUAAGAUGUUACUUGGAGCGGUUGUUCGGGCGACGGUGGCGCUCGUUUCCUGCGGACGGAAGCGAGGUGGAGCUGCCACUAGGCCGCGGACCACCGGCAUGCGUGGCGCGCGCUGCCGGCGCUCGAGUUCGACUCGACCACCGUCGCCAAACCCGCUCCGAAUUCGAGCUUUAAGCUCAUCAAGACCAACUCGCUAUUAUAAAGGGUGCAGACGGCGGACCUAAUGAUAUUUAGUAUCAACGAUUACGCUGUCAACUGAAAAUUCUCAGAGAUUACAAAGUAUAAUCGGUAAAACUGGACUAAAAUGUAAUUUAGAUAGAUCUGUUUAAAGUCUAAAAUCGAUACAGUAAGAGUUAGAGAAGUUGCCUAAGAAUAAAUGUGUGAAAUGUGAGUUUGAAACGAUGUGAUUACGUGUAACAGACUACGAAGUCUACGAGCGAAGCUUGUGUUUAGUUCCUACAUUGUGCCGUAGUUUAUUUCUUUUGUGUUUCUUAUAUACCGUUUGAUCCACCACCAUGAUGUGUAAUUAAUUACAUUGAAAUGUUUUAAACAGAUAAGUAUUUUGUUUUAAACUUUCACGGCUAUCGAUAUUUAAAACAUUAUUAUUUAACGGGUUCCUUAUAUAAUAAACAAGUACUAAAAUUAAAAGUAAAAAAAUAAUGCGAUCUGACAGUGUUCUGAAAAAACUGUCGAUGUAAGUGUAGCGGUAACACCCACAAAACUAGAAUGAGGGUAGACAGACUUGUUGGCCCUAACACCCAAGCCACAAUCUUGAGUUUAUCCGUGGUAAGAACCCGUUAAAUAAUAGUGUAAAAUAAACGUAUUUCGUAGUAAAAAUAUUUACGUACGUUUUAAAUUUUCUUAAAGUGCUAAAAAUAACUGGUUGGAUAUGUUAAAAAUUCAAAAUCCGCGAAACAAUAAUUGUUUUAGCCUUCGUUAUGUUUAAGGGUAACAUGAAACAUCAUACGAAAGGGUAAAAAGUUUGAAAUUUCGUUCUCGGUUUGUUUUAUUCGCUCUGUUUAACAUUCACGUUUGAAUAAAACAUUUCGUUGAUGUUCACAACACAUAGUACAAGGUAUACUCGUAUAUCGUACUAUAGUAGAAUUAUUUUGUCCGUGCAGCUUGGGUCAUAAAACAUAGCCCGGCUAGGGCGGUGAGCAUAUUGCGCGGGCGCAACGCCAUUA